AUGACGAAGAAGUUCGAGUUCAACUGGCAGAUCCCGGUGCCGGAACCGCUCCUGACGGGGUGCGUGUUCGACCGCUGGACCGAGGAAAAGGACAACAACGAGCUGGAACCGAACUGCACGUUCAAGGUGGACGAGUACGGGUUUUUCAUUUACUGGAAAAGCGAAGGCCGGGAAGGAGACGUUAUUGAAUUAUGUCAAGUCAGCGACAUCCGAGCGGGUGGAAUGCCAAAGGACAUGAAGCUGUACAAUCAACUCUGCAACAAGCACGGGGAAAACGUCGAGGAAAAAUCUCUAACCAUCUGCUCGGGCACGGACUACAUCAACAUCAACUAUCAGCAUGUCGUCUGUCCGGAUGCGGCCACGGCAAAGCUUUGGCAGCAAGGACUCCGUGACAUCACGCAUAACGUCAAAAUUAACAACGUAUGUCCCCGGACGAACCUGAUGAAGCAUUGGAUGCGGUUGGGUUUCCUGGUCGAUCCCCGUGGUAAGGUUCCCGUCAAGGUGGUGGCUCGAACAUUCGCCUCCGGCAAAACGGAAAAGCUGGUCUAUCAGAUACUCUCCGAUUUGGGGCUACCGAGUGGCAAAAACGACGCGAUCGAAAAGGCUGACUUUACGUUCGAAAGGUUCUACGAGCUGUACCACAAGAUCUGCCCUCGUAACGACAUCGAGGAGCUGUUCCGGUCGAUUACACAGGGCAAGGCGAACUCCAUCAAUCUGGAUCAGUUCAUCAACUUCCUGAACGAAAAGCAGCGUGAUCCGCGCCUAAACGAGAUCCUCUACCCGCUGUACGAUGAAAAGCGUGCGCUCGAAAUCAUCAACACCUACGAGCAGAACGAUGAAUCCCGAGAAGCGAAAACCCUCACCAAGGACGGCCUGAUUCGGUACCUGAUGUCGGACGAGAACGCGCCCGUCUUCCUCGACCGGCUCGACAUCUACAUGGACAUGGAUCAGUCGCUUUCCCACUACUACAUCAAUUCGUCCCACAACACGUACCUGUCCGGGCGGCAGUUCGGUGGCAAGAGUUCGGUCGAGAUGUACCGCCAGACGCUGUUGGCCGGGUGCCGAUGCGUCGAGCUCGACUGCUGGGAUGGUAAGGGUGAAGACGAGGAACCGAUCAUCACGCACGGCAUGGCCAUGUGCACGGACAUCCUGUUUAAGGAUGUGAUCUACGCGCUACGUGAUACGGCCUUCGUCACCUCCGACUAUCCGGUGAUCCUGUCGUUCGAGAACCACUGCUGCAAAUCGCAACAGUACAAGCUGGCCAAGUACUGCGACGAGAUCCUGGGCGAUCUGCUGCUGAAGGAACCGAUCCAGGACUUCCCACUCGAACCGGGUGCACCGCUGCCGCCACCGUCCGCGCUCAAGCGCAAGAUCCUGAUCAAGAACAAGCGCCUCAAGCCGGAGGUGGAGAAGAAAGAGCUCGAACUGUUCCUACAGGGCGAGUUCGUGAUUGAGGACGAAGACAAGGAAGACGCGAGUGCGGUCGAUGUCAGUAAGAUGGCGGAGUUGGGUGCACCGGCGGCAGCAGCAGCGGCCCCAGUGGCAGCGGCCGCCGCCUCACAGGAUGGUGGCGAAGAGGCACCACCGGUCCAGUACACCGGAUCAACGACCAACGUGCACCCGUGGCUGUCGUCGAUGGUGAACUACGCGCAACCGAUCAAGUUCCAGUCGUUCGAUUACGCGGACAAGAAGAACAUCCACCACAACAUGUCGUCGUUCGCGGAGACCACCGGCAUGAACCUGCUCAAGUCGCAGGCGAUCGAGUUCGUGAACUACAACAAGCGGCAGAUGUCGCGCAUCUACCCGAAGGGCACUCGGGCCGAUUCGUCCAACUACAUGCCGCAGGUGUUCUGGAACGCUGGCUGUCAGAUGGUGUCACUCAAUUUCCAAACCUCCGAUCUGCCGAUGCAGCUGAACCAGGGCAAGUUCGAGUACAACGGCAACUGCGGGUAUCUGCUGAAGCCGGAUUUCAUGCGGCGAGCCGAUCGUAGCUUCGAUCCGUUCGCGGACGCACCGGUCGAUGGCGUGAUCGCGGCGUCCUGUGCUGUACAGGUGAUCGCCGGCCAGUUCUUGUCGGACAAGAAGGUGGGCACGUACGUCGAGGUGGACAUGUACGGUUUACCGUCGGAUACGGUGCGCAAGGAGUUCCGGACGCGCAUGGUACCGGCGAACGGGCUCAACCCGGUGUACAACGAGGAACCGUUCCUGUUCCGUAAGGUCGUGUUGCCGGAUCUGGCCGUGUUGCGGUUCGGCGUGUACGAUGAGAACGGCAAGCUGCUCGGACAGCGCAUUCUCCCGCUGGACGGGCUGCAGGGUGGAUACCGGCACAUCUCGCUCCGUACCGAAGCCAACUUCCCCAUGUCGCUGCCAAUGCUGUUCUGUAACAUUGAGCUGAAGAUUUACGUGCCGGACGGGUUCGAGGAUUUCAUGGACGCGCUGUCCGAUCCGCGCGCGUUUAUGGGCGCCGCGAAGGAACGCUCCGACAACAUGAAGGCGAUGGGCAUCGAGGAGACGGGCAAGAAGGAUAAGGAAGAUCAGAGCCGCAAGGAUGAGCAACGCGUGACUGAACCACCGCUCGUUUUCGAUCCGAUCACCGUCGACUCGCUGCGCCAGGAGAAGGGCUUCCAGAAGACGGCCAAGAAGCAGCAGAAGGAGCUGGACGCGGUCAAGAAGAAGCACGCCAAGGAGCGGGCGGGCGUGCAGAAGCAACAGAACUCGGCGAUCGAGCGGCUGAUCAAGGGCAAGAGCAAGGACGAAAUCAAGGCCGAUCCGGCGGUGCGCAAGCUGAUCCAGGAGCAGAACGCCCAGUGGACGGAGAUGGCCGAACGGCACAAGAAAGAGGAAUGGGACCUGCUGAAGCAGCAGCUCGGCGAUCAGCAGGACAUCCUGCGCAAGCUCAUGGAGACGACGCAGGCAGGUCAGAUGAAGCAGCUCGAGGCGAAGCACGAGCGCGAGAUCAAGGAGCUGAACAGCCGCCAGGCGAAGAUCUCGGUCGAAACGUCGAAGGAAGUCGCCAACGACAAGACACUCAAGACCAAGGGCGAAAAGGACCGACGGUUGCGCGAGAAAAAGCAAAACAACAUCAAACGGUUCAUGGAUGAGAAAAAGACUGCCACCAUUAAGCAGAAUCGGGAGAAGGAAAAGCUGAAAGUGACCCACGACAAGCAGCUGGAGGAGCUGGCGAACGAUGUUCAAAAGCUCAUCGAAAUGUACAAAGUGGACGAGGAGGAAUACAAGCUGGCAUCGAAAUACGAAUUUUUCGCCUAAACUAGUGGCAUCUCCUCAAGCUCUUCGGGAAGAAGGAGGGCUCAUCUUCUUCAUAUCGAGGCGCAAAUGUAGAAGUCGUACGUGGCGGUCAUCAUGUGGCCAACAAAGGGUGCGAAAUGAUCCGAUGGUAGAUCAGCAAAAAUCGACGACGACGCGACGGCUACAUGUGCGCAAUAUGCCCCGCAGAACCGAGAGUGGUACCCUUAAAUACGAAGAAACUAUACAUAUAUACCUAGCGAAAGAGACACUAGAGCAGGGGGUUAGAGCACCGAAGAGAGCCGAAAGAGUUAUUUAUGAAUCCGCGGGAACAAGUUGAACA
Molecule: messenger RNA, 3586 nt
Organism: Anopheles nili
Lineage: Eukaryota; Metazoa; Arthropoda; Insecta; Diptera; Culicidae
Gene: norpA
Product: 1-phosphatidylinositol 4,5-bisphosphate phosphodiesterase
Exons: 10
Coding region: 1-3267 (1088 amino acids)
Biological process (GO): phosphatidylinositol-mediated signaling; lipid metabolic process
Molecular function (GO): calcium ion binding; phosphatidylinositol-4,5-bisphosphate phospholipase C activity
Source: RefSeq, a predicted model, not a curated record